AGGAUACAGAGCAGUGUUUUACAAUUAGUGAAAAAGUGUCAAUUUGUGUUGUAUUUUUUUACAAAAAUGGUCAAAACUUUCACAAAUAUUUGGCUAGAUGUUGCCGAAACGUCGUUUCAACCAGUUAACUUGGUGUCAAGUACGGAUACCAUACACCAAUACUCCGAACCUCACAGGUCGGCAGAUGAGAUUUCGAUCAUCGCUAGUGUUCAGCGAAUGAUCGCCACAAUCCCUCACGACGAGGCAGAGGAGUUCAAAUCACCACCAGAGAGAUCUUUUUCCAACAUUUUUACGAACACCAAAUACUUCAAACCCGCUUUUAUGCACAUCCUGGAGCACUGCAUGACCGAGCUGUUGAUUAUUAUAGGUGUUAAUAAACCCCAAGUUGGAGAAAUCGAGACCACACCGGUCAUGUACAUACCCAUACAUUUGAGGUUCGAUUUAUCAGAAAAAAAUUACACGAACGUCGCACUUGACGGAAAAUAUACGAACAUGCACAAACUACAGAAGGAUGUCAAGGACGUCAUGUCAAUGAUCAACCAAGUGUACAACGAAAUGGAAAUUUUUUCUACGUGUACGGCCUUGGAAACUAUGGUCAACAUACAGCUGCAUAUGAAAGAUGACGAAGAACAUUUAAUGGCGCGUUAUCAAAUGUUGGACACCAUUUAUAAAAAUGUGCAAGCUGAGCUUAGGAAUUACGAGAAAAACGUGAGGAGGAAGAUAUUCAAGGAGUUGGAUGAUCUAGCAACGGAAGCCACCCAUGAUUUGAAAGACCUUUCCGAAUAUGUAAACGCGAAAACCGAGUAUGUUCAAAAAUGGCAACAGUCCAGAGAGGAACAAAACUUGAUGCGCCUCCAGGGCAGAGAAAACUUCCACAAAUCUACCACCGAGCAUUACGAACACGAAAAAUACUGCGAAUCGAUAAUACAUGACAGCGUAGCAAAAUAUUACAAUGAAGUGAAAGACGAUUAUUUUAAACAAAUAGAAGAUCUAAUGGCGGCGUACGACAAAGAUUUAGAAGAUAGAGAUAACACCAUCUAUCAGAUGAGACUGCAGUUAGAGAAAGUUCAAGAAGAAAAAAAUCGACAACAAAAAUUGUAUGAAGACAGGAAUAAAGCAAUGGAGGAAUGGAUAGAGUACAAACGAAAGAAACGGGAAAAGAUUGCAAGACAGUUCCUGAAAAACCGUGCCGCCACAAAGAUACAAAUUUGGUGGAGGCAAGUGAUGGUGACGAGGAAGUUGGGGCCGUAUAGGCCGAAGAAGGGUAAAAAGGGCGAUAAGAAAAAGAAGGCAGGGAAAAAUAAGAAAUAGGCGCAUCGGAGUGCAUAAGUGUAUUUUUUUUGUAUAUUUUUUAUUUAUUUUUAAUUUUAAUGUAUGUUUUCAAUAUAUACUUUUUGUUUGAAAAA
This is a messenger RNA of Zophobas morio, 1406 nucleotides long. Its product is annotated as dynein regulatory complex protein 9-like. Lineage: Eukaryota; Metazoa; Arthropoda; Insecta; Coleoptera; Tenebrionidae. The transcript has 5 exons. The coding region runs from base 67 to 1311 and encodes 414 amino acids. The record is from RefSeq and is a predicted model, not a curated record. Gene Ontology annotation, cellular component: motile cilium; cytoplasm. Gene Ontology annotation, biological process: cilium organization.